Messenger RNA from Lycium barbarum (goji berry), 683 nucleotides. RefSeq lists its product as uncharacterized. NCBI's taxonomy places the organism in Eukaryota, Viridiplantae, Streptophyta, Magnoliopsida, Solanales, Solanaceae. The transcript has a single exon. The record is from RefSeq and is a predicted model, not a curated record. The coding region runs from base 75 to 524 and encodes 149 amino acids.
CCAAAUCCCAAUCUAAUACCCACAGAAAAACUCACGCGCUAAGAACUCAAUUCUCUUUCAUUUUCUUGAGAAACAUGUCUCAACAAGUGAUCUCAAACCACCGUGAAAAUGCCGAAGUAUACACAGAUCCAGUUUUAUGCAAGCAAAAAUCACUAGAAUUAUUGAAAGAAAUCAACAUGCCAAAUGGUCUGCUCCCAUUAGAAGACAUAGUAGAAGUGGGCCGUAACCGGGAAACAGGGUUUGUUUGGCUGAAACAGAAGCAGGCAAAAGAGCACAAGUUUAAGAAGAUUGGAAAACUUGUUUGGUACGAUACUGAAGUUACGGCUUUUGUGGAGGAUCGGAAGAUGAAAAAGCUUACAGGUGUCAAGAGUAAGGAGAUUCUUAUUUGGAUUACACUUUCUGAUAUUACAAUUUCCGACCCGGAGUCUAAGAAGAUUAGUUUUGGUACACUUGCUGGACUUUCUAGAUCUUUUCCUGUGUCUGCUUUUGAGGAGGAAGAAGAAGAAGAAGAGGACAAGAAUUGAAUUGGUGGAGGUCUUGAGGGGGUAUUUGUGGAAUAAGAUGUGUUUUUCAUUUUACUAUUUUAAAUCACUGUCUUUUGUCUAUUUUAUAAUCCUAUCCUAUGUAACCGUAAGUUAAAGGGAAAUUAUAGUUUAUAAUGGAUAUACUUUUCCUAUUCUUUA